Molecule: messenger RNA, 2289 nt
Organism: Aspergillus candidus
Lineage: Eukaryota; Fungi; Ascomycota; Eurotiomycetes; Eurotiales; Aspergillaceae
Product: peptidase S8/S53 domain-containing protein
Exons: 4
Coding region: 1-2289 (762 amino acids)
Biological process (GO): proteolysis
Molecular function (GO): serine-type endopeptidase activity; tripeptidyl-peptidase activity
Source: RefSeq, a predicted model, not a curated record
AUGGUCAGAUUUGCUUCUCUGGUGGGAUGUCUAUCCCUCGUGGCAUCCUGCGUACUUCCCGCUGCCGCCAUAGGGACAGAAUAUGUCGUCGUUGAGCAACUACCGGGAGUGCCGGAGGGCUGGGUCAAGGGCGAGCCCACGAUUCGGUCGAAGCUGAUGCGGUUCAAGUUGGCGCUGAACCAAGAGAAACCCGCCGAUUUUGAGCAAAGGGUGGUGGAUCUUUCCACCCCCGGACAUCAGGAAUAUGGAAGACACAUGAGCCGCGAAGUCGUGAGUGAUUUCGUGCGUCCCUUCGAUCAGGGCACGGAAAAGGUCGUGGCCUGGCUUGAAGGCGAACAUGUGCCUGCAGAAUCGAUCGAUGUGCAUGGGAACUGGGUGGAGUUCGCGGUCGAUGUUGCACAUGCGGAGUCAAUCCUGAGGACGCGUUUCUACCGCUUCUAUCAAGAGACAGUCAAAGAUGGGGAGCCCCGGGCGUCAGUAGUCAGGACGCUGACCUACUCAGUGCCGCGGGACAUCUACCCCUACGUUUAUAUGAUUCAGCCAACCACGCGGUUUGGGGCGCUGGCCUCCCAGGUAACUGUCCAACCGAUUAUCAUCUCGGCCGAGGAUGUGGACGGGGAUUGCGCGGCAAAUGUAACCCCUGAUUGUCUUCGCGAACUGUACCAAAUUGACGACACCGAUAUUCAACCGGACAAGCGCAACAUUCUUGGCAUUUCGGGGUAUUUGGACCAGUAUGCCCGCUAUGGUGAUUUUGAAGAAUUUCUACACCGGUUUGCGCCCGAUCGGGCGGACGCCAAUUUCACUGCGGUCUCCAUCAACGGUGGUCGCAACUUGCAGAACGACACAAGGAGCAGCGGGGAAGCCAGUCUCGAUAUCCAGUAUGCCUUUUCUCUGGCGUACAAGGCGCUUGGCGUGUACUACAGCACCGCCGGGCGAGGCCCCUUCGUUCCCCAGGUCGGCCAAGACGAGACAACGGACGCAGAAAACGAGCCCUACCUCGAUCAGCUCCACUAUCUUCUGGGCUUGCCCGACGACGAGCUUCCCGCUGUUCUCAGCACCUCUUACGGCGAAAAUGAACAGAGCGUCCCCGAGAAAUACGCAUAUACAGUGUGUAAUUUGUUUGCGCAGCUGGGCGCCCGCGGGGUCUCGCCUACGUUCCCGGCAAAUUGUCCGUUUGUCACCGCGGUCGGCGGCACGCACGGCAUCGAACCGGAGAAGGGUAUCAGCUUUUCCGGCGGCGGGUUCUCGCAAUACUUCAGUCGGCCUUUCUACCAAGAGGCCAGCGUCAGCGCUUACUUAGACAAGAUUGGAAAUACCUUUGAGGGGCUGUUCAAUGCGGGUGGCAGAGCCAUCCCUGAUGUUGCAGCACAGGCGAUAAACUACAUCAUCCUAGACCAUGGAUCCUACGCGAAAACCGGGGGUACUAGUCUACCAGUCACAGUCACCAUGGCCAGCGGCGGCGACAUCCGAUCCCUCGUCUCGGAGCUCCAGAACGCUCUCAACCGCCACCAAUUCGAAGCCGUCAGCGAUCUCCUCAGCCGCGCCAAGCGAGCCCUCCUGCUGCAGAAUGCCCUGAUCCCGACACCAUCGACGUCGCCUGAGCUAGUCUCUGCGGCUCGCGAGAUCCUGGAAGUGGGCGCCCUCGCUUCCAUCAGGCAGACCGACGCUCCCACCUUCACACGAUACUACCAGCAGCUGCAGCCCUUCUACGAUCUGGAGCGGGACAGCAUCGGGGCCGGCAAGGUCGACUUCAAGACGAGCCAGCGCAGCAAGGUCACAGGCUUGUAUCUGCUGCUCCUGCUCAGCAUGGGCGACAGCACGAGCUUCCACACGGUGCUGGAGGGUCUGGUGGAGGAGGCGAGCCUCAAGGGCAAGAGUGUCGAGGAUGAUCCGUUCAUCAAGUAUCCUGUUGAGCUGGAGCGGAACUUGAUGGAGGGGAGCUACGAUAAGGUGUGGCGGGAGACGAACUCGGAGCGGGUUCCGUCGGAGGAGUUUGCCUUGUUUUCGAGCGUCCUGGUCGGAACCAUCCGCAGCGAAAUCGCCGACUGCUCCGAAAAAGCGUAUCCGUCGCUUCCCAUCUCCAACGCCAAGAACCUCCUAUUCCUCGAAUCCGAAGGCGCCGUCAUCGAGUUCGCCCAGCAGCGCGGCUGGGUGCUGCGUGACGGACGGAUAUACUUCCCCGUGGAGCCCGAGGCGGCGGCGCGGUCCGAGAAGGACAUUCUGGUCGCCAGCGGCACGAUUAUCGAAAAUGCAGUGGGCUACGCCCGAGAGCUAGAGACGAUUGUCUAA